Molecule: messenger RNA, 1710 nt
Organism: Halichondria panicea
Lineage: Eukaryota; Metazoa; Porifera; Demospongiae; Suberitida; Halichondriidae
Product: tyrosine-protein kinase receptor UFO-like
Exons: 12
Coding region: 287-1456 (389 amino acids)
Biological process (GO): positive regulation of kinase activity; protein phosphorylation; cell surface receptor protein tyrosine kinase signaling pathway
Cellular component (GO): signaling receptor complex; plasma membrane
Molecular function (GO): ATP binding; transmembrane receptor protein tyrosine kinase activity
Source: RefSeq, a predicted model, not a curated record
AAUUGUCCAGCUAACACUAUUGCAUGGAGUUGAAGAUUGUGCCCACACACAAGAUGUGGCCUUGGUGUGCAGUUCUACAGAGCUCACAGUAACACCACAAACAGCCUCUCCUACCACUACUAUACCUACUACCUCUGUAACAACAACAACUGCAACAGAUACAACUGGCAUCAUCAUUGGAUCUGCUGUUGCGGGGACAGUAAUUGUGUUUGUCGCAUUGACUUGCUUUAUAGUUUGUUGUGUUGGGCUCCUCAAACGAAGACAGUUGAAAGCAAAACAACUUACAAUGAUGUAUGAUCUUGACGCAUUACCUAAUAAUGCUAUCAAUCCCUCGCUGUCGACUCCUUUCAAUGACACACGACAAUCGAUCCUGAGUUCCACCACCAACAAGAUGAACAGGACAGAGUUGCCGCCAAAGUUGGUACCACGAUUUCCAACAGCCAAUGCUUGCUCAAAGAUACUUGGUAAUACGAAGGAGCUGCCUGAGCUACCACUAUCUCUAAAGAUAUCAGGAUCUCAGUUGAAACUGAGCAGUGGCCUCAUUGGACAAGGGGAAACCGGUAUGGUCUACAAAGGUUUACUGAUAAACUGGAAAGAUAAGCCGUUACAAGGAGUGGCGGUCAAAACAUUGAAAGGUUUGUUUUCUUCUACGGAUAUUCAAUUUCUGAUCACUGAGAUUAUCAAGAUGAAAGAUUUCAAUCACCCUCACGUCAUGCCCCUGAUUGGAGUCUGUCUAGAUGUCGGACCCGGCAUUUCCAUGGUGAUGCCGUAUAUGGCAAAUGGGAGUGUACUGGAGUAUUUGAAGAAGGAGAGAAGUGGUCUAAAAUUGACUGAAAACUGCAGCAAAGAAGAGGCCCAUGCUGUCAGGAAGCUUCUAUUGCGAAUAUGUCAUCAGAUUUCCUUAGGAAUGGAAUAUCUCUUUCAGCAAAGAUUUAUUCAUCGAGACUUGGCAGCACGAAACUGCAUGUUGGACUCUAGUGGUGAUAUCAGAGUUGGUGACUUUGGACUGGCCGAGAAUGUGUACAGUACUGGAUAUUAUAGACAGAAUGAACGAGCUAAUAUCAAGCUGCCCUACAAGUGGAUGGCAUUGGAGAGUCUAAACGAUGCCAUCUUUACAGAGAAAACAGAUGUGUGGUCGUAUGGAGUGACUAUGUGGGAGGUCUUCAGUGGCGGUCAGAUUCCCUAUCCUGGAGUAGACGUUGUGACUCUUGUCAAGUUCCUACAGAGAGGAAGCCGAUUGGACUCUCCCGUUAAUGCUGCCUGUACUACUGACAUCUCAACAGUGAUGCAGAGAUGUUGGCUCGAAGAUUCUGAAGAGAGGCCAUCCUUUGCUGACCUGUCUUCAAUAAUGGACGCCAUGCUCUCCUCUGUGUCUGGCUAUGCUGAACUGAACAUGAAGCUCCCUCAUAAUAGCGAUACUGUUGGCACAAUUAAUACAAGCAUGACAACGAUUUAAGCGAGUCACUAAUGAACAGAGCAACUAAUGUGAGGAGAAUUGAACUAACUAACAAUUAUCUCAAUGAUAGAUUGAUUAAAUUUUGUUAUAGAUUAAUGACUAUUAUAGAUUAAUGACUGCAAUGCAGCAUGCAACAACUUUUACUGUGACAUUAAUUUUUAUUGUUUUGCUCACAAGUUUAUAGCUAGUACAAAAAAACUGCUGUACAUAACAUAGAAACACAUGAUAUAUUAUUAUAAGAAGUCAGAUAUACA